AUGCCGCCCCUACCCCGAGCGAAUAAUGAGCUAGAAUCGGAUCUCGAGGAGGAGGACGCGGAGGUGCUGGAGGGCCAACUGGAAGACACUAUACUGGGCGCGUCUGCCUUUAAUGUAGGUCACCAUGCAGAAGGCCCCGCUGGAAUGGUCGUCGAGGAUUGGGUCCCUAUCACAAUGGUCGCAGACGACGGCGUAGACCAAGACACCAUCACGCACAGCAUCCCUCCGGAGGAUAUCGACACGACGGAGAUGGCGCUGCUGUACGACCGACUACCAACGUCCACGCUGAAGAUGUCGACCCUGGAGCGUAUGCACAAGGAUGGAGACCAAGGUCGCGCCCUCGCCCUGCUCAGCAAAAAGAACCGACUUCACAUCGACUCCAAGUACAUGUUCGACGUCAUGGAUCCGAAUCUGUUCUUCAAGAUGAGCCAGGUAUACAUGGAUCAUCGCUUGCUCAUUGGCCGUGAACUGGGCUUCGAUCUCAUCCUACCCAACAUGAACGUCCAUAAACAGGCGCAAAAAAAGUCUCCGCUAGGGUUAGCCCUAGCCAUUAGACGCCAUGGCUAG
Molecule: messenger RNA, 567 nt
Organism: Trametes versicolor FP-101664 SS1
Lineage: Eukaryota; Fungi; Basidiomycota; Agaricomycetes; Polyporales; Polyporaceae
Exons: 3
Coding region: 1-567 (188 amino acids)
Source: RefSeq, a predicted model, not a curated record